This is a messenger RNA of Spodoptera exigua (beet armyworm), 1147 nucleotides long. Lineage: Eukaryota; Metazoa; Arthropoda; Insecta; Lepidoptera; Noctuidae. The record is from the annotation of a GenBank genome assembly.
GACGAGUGUUAUCAGCUCGAGUUGUUUUUGAUAAUAUCUUGUAAAGUUCUCAAUAUUUACAAUGGAAAUGGGGACGGAUCCUCUGGAGGGAAGUAGCUAUGAAGUAGGAGUCACAGUGAAAGCGGAAAUCAAGGAGGAGAGCGAAGAUGAUCAUUUUAAUACUAUGGCACUCCUAGAACUAGCACAAUGCGUUCAAACGAAUCAAGAACCGAUCGAAUUCAACUCCACAGACGCAAUGAUGGAUCCGAAAACCGGCCUAAUGAUCUGCCUGCACUGCCUCGAAGAUUUCGACCCCAACCUGUUAUCCGAUCACAUGGUCAACGCACAUAACUACAGACGGGUCUUAUUCAAGUGCCAAAUAUGCCAAAGUACAUUCCAAGAACGAAAAAUGUUAAACGUACAUCGUCAAGAAUGUCAGCCGGAACAGAAAGUUAGGAAACGGAAGACUUUCCAACAAAUUCUUCGGGACGUUGAGGCUAAAUACUAUAUGGCGGAUGAGCAAGCUUUGCUAGAACCGGUGUCUUGUCCAAUAUGCUUACUGGAGCUACCAAAAUACUGCUUGAAAGAACAUUUGGUGAAUGAGCAUAGGAAACCGGACGUGAUUCUAACAUGUGGACGUUGUAACAGGAAUUUCAAAUCCAAGUUGACAUUAAGAGAACACGUCAAAUUGGUGCAUGAAGCGGUUGAGGAUUCUGAAGAGUGCGAACUUUGCGGACAGAAGUUCAGGUCGUUAAAGUAUCUGUCCAAUCAUAAGAGGAAUGUGCAUCCGAGCGGUAACAAGAUCCACAAAUGCACGGUAUGCGGGAAAGUAUUCAAAUCUCGCCUUUGUUUACACCAACACAGCAAAUACGUUCAUCCCCCAGAGUCCGCAUCAGUGGAAUGCCCUCAUUGUCCUAACAAGAUCUUUAAAUCUCGGAUGAAUUUGACACAACACCUUAAAGUAUCGCAUGGGUAUAAAAGGAAGAUGAGCAGCAUAUCUACCGUGUAAGGGUCUUGGUGUGACACAGUUUGAUCCAAGUUUCUAUAUAACUUCUUCAUAAAUGCGAAAGUUACAAUGUUCGGAUGUUUGUUACUCAAUAACGCCAAAACGGUUGGAGGGAUCUGGAUGAAAUUUGGUACAGGCAUAGGAUACACUCCAGAAUAGGGC